UGGACACUGAAACAACUGAAUUCAAAAACUAUCAGAAUCACUGACUCGCUCUACCAACGGAGAACGAAAAUGUUUGUGCUGGCUAUCUUCGCUCUGACCUUGACAUUGGCAUCUGCCACCCUGGAGGCCAACUGGCUCAUCUUCAAGGCCAAGCACAACAAGACGUACUCGUCUUUCGAAGACGGGUACCGUCGUUACAUCUGGCAGACAAACCUAAAGAAGAUCGAGGAACACAACGAGCUGUAUAGGUUGGGAAUCAAAAGCUUUUAUCUGCAGGAGAAUAAAUAUGUUGAUAUGACCAGCGAAGAGUUCACCAAAACUAUGAACCGUCUCCGGAUCACAGUGGAACCCGGUAACGCCACCACAGGUUCAUUCAAGCACGACCUGCCCUCGUCAGUCGACUGGCGACAGAAGGGCGUGGUCACCGAUGUCAAAGAUCAAGGUCAUUGCGGGUCAUGUUGGGCUUUCUCCACGACCGGGUCAAUCGAAGGUCAACAUGCCCUGGCCACUGGCGUACUCGUUAGCCUGUCCGAAUCUAAUUUAGUUGAUUGCUCGACAGAAAACCACGGAUGCAAUGGUGGCUUAAGGUCGACAGCUUUUCGCUACGUCAUCAAUAAUAACGGUAUCGAUAGAGAGGCCAGUUAUCCUUAUACGCCUAAGCAAGAUACCUGUGCUUUUUCAAGCGCGGCUGUGGGGGCAAAAAUCAGCUCCUUCAACACUAUAGAAAAGGGCAGCGAGCUCGCUUUACAACAGGCUGUGGCUGGGGUCGGGCCCAUCAGUGUUGCUAUAGACGCCAGUCACCGGUCCUUCCAGCUGUAUGGUGGGGGUGUGUACUCAGAGCCUGCGUGCUCCAGCACAUCACUCGUUCAUGCAGUCCUAGUAGUGGGUUAUGACACAGACGGCGCUCAGGACUAUUGGAUUGUCAAAAACAGCUGGGGUGUAUCUUGGGGACUGAGCGGCUACAUCAAGAUGAUCAGAAACAAGAACAACAAUUGUGGGAUAGCCUCAAACGCUCUGUACCCCAUCGUUUAAAAAUCACGAGAAUCCCUCUCAUUGAAAUAGUUUGCACAUUUUUCCUAAAUCUUUACCCACUAUAACUUAUAUUGCUAACAAAUACAAUACUAAAUAUUUACCCAUAUAAAUUAUCUAGCUGACUACCACAAUACAAAAUCCCUACUCCCUAUAACUUACCUUGCUAACAACCCUAAUACUAAAUAUUAACCCCCUAUAACUUAUAAUGCUAACAUCCACAAUACUAAACCCUUACUCUCUAUAACUUAUCUAGCUUAAAACCACAGUACUUAAUCCUUAAUCCCUAUAACUUACUUUGCUAACAACCACAAUACUAAAUCCUUACUCCCUUAGCUAACCUUACUAUCACACACAAACCUUUGCUUUCCUAUUAAUCAGAUAUCUAUUUUGCUUUAUUUAAAACUUUCCAUGACAUAGCUUAUUGCAGAAUUAUUUACAUGAUACUAUUAUAGUGGUACAGUUAUGCUAAAUGCACCUAGUUGUAAAUUAUAUAUUCAUUUAAUUAAAAAGGAAUUAGUGUAAGUUUUGUUGAUUUUUCUGUUUUUAUUUAUAUUUGUGAUUUUAAUAAAAAUUUACA
Physella acuta is the source of this 1609-nucleotide messenger RNA. RefSeq names its product procathepsin L. Gene Ontology annotation, molecular function: cysteine-type peptidase activity. Gene Ontology annotation, biological process: proteolysis. The record is from RefSeq and is a predicted model, not a curated record. Lineage: Eukaryota; Metazoa; Mollusca; Gastropoda; Physidae.